AUGGACGAGAUCGCGGAAAUAAAGGCUACGCAAGAAAUAGAAAAGGUUGAAUUUUUGAGUGGACGUGAGCUGGACGAAGAACUCACUGAUAAUGCCUCUGCAAUACGCUCUUUACUUCCUUAUAAAGCGCUACUAGAAGCAUUUAAAGUGGUCUCGGAUAUCAAACAGCUUUCAAACCUUCUUGCAAUCGUAAAGACGUUGGUUAAACAAGUCGAAGCUCAACUUCCUUUGCUCGCUAUACGGAAAAAGAAAGUAGCCUUAACGCUUGAAAAGCUACUUACUCUCUCCGCGAUUGAUAGACUGGACCUCGGACGGUCUCUUGCCUAUAGUUGGAUGUAUUGGUUCGAUCUUAUCUGUUUGAUGGUCAAGAUACUGGAAACACCGGCAAUCGUUAAAGCUAUGCAUUUCGGUUUCGCGGAAUUUGUGGACGAAGCGACUGAAUAUUGGCAUUCUAUGUCUUGGGCUGCUUUACGAGCAGCUCUUGAAGCUUGGUCUCGGAAAUAUCUGGAUUGUUCGAUGGUACAACCGCUAUUGGAGAUUGAUGAGUUAAUCUUGAUAGAAGACGCUAUUAAUUGGGUACUGGAAACCGAUAUUAUCGAAGUUUUGCAUGAUUUCCAAGUCGAUUAUACAUUUGCUACGGGAAUAUCUUUUGUUCAGCCCUUGCCGUAUUCUUUUAAGCGCAUUCGCCGAAUCGUUAAUAGAGUUACGAAAAAGAUUCGUUCGAUUGUUUUAUCGAAUCCAAUCAGAGCUGAAUUAGAAUUUAAAGCUUACGGCAGGGAUUGGUUCGAGAACUCAAGCCUUGAUACUCUCUCUAUCCCGAUCUUUUGUUUUAUUGACGGGUUCGGUCUAUACCGAAAUAUGUACAGGAGCUUGAUCGCCGUUUACUUGAUUAUCGCUAGCUUGCUUCGAGAAGAACGAGCGAAUCGUGCUAAUAUACUACUUUUAACACUUUGCUCUUAUGGAAGCGACUUUGGCAGCGCUAUUACCAAUAUUAGCUCUAUGCUUUUACUGGAUAAGGGGAUUACAGUUUCCCGUGGAGAUCUAAUGUAUGAUGUGGUCUUUAACGGCAAAUACUAUCAUUAUUUUAUACAACUUCGAAAGCACGGCGAAGGCUUGGGCAAGACUGCGUACACUAAACAUUGUACCGAAUUCGGACUUGACGAAGAAUUAACACUAUUGGUUACUAUGACCUUUGCAUUAGAUCUGGUCAGAACUCGCCUUGCAGACCCUGCUUAUUUUGAAUUUGGAGGUCAAGCGAAACAAGCUCAGCUGCUUUUAAUCGAAGCUAUCUUAACACUAGAAGCUGCUAAGCUAUAUGCUGCUGAGCUUAGGAUCUUUCCAUUUCCUAAAGGAUGGGGCAGAUUACAAUCUCUUAUCAAACACUUGAAGUCUUGGAGGAUGGGUGAAGCUGGACGUUCUAUUAUCAUUACCACUUUGCUCUUAAGGUGCUGGUUAAAGAUCGAAUUUGAAUCUGAAGAUGAUGAGGAAGUGCCCGCAGAGUUCGAUGAUUCGCACGAAGUCCAAUCCGGAACUAAAGCUAGGAAAGCUGCAGAGUACAGAAGCUUUAAGUCCAGACUUAACGUGCAUCAAGCUUGUCAUAUGGUAGAUCUUUUCCGCUACGAGAUCAGCUAUGUACGAGUUGAUGCUGUUUUCGUCUAUGAGCUUUUGAAGGACAACAGAAGAGCAUUUCUCUUAGUAGCAGAUCUUAUCGAAUACCUAACGAAGGAUGAUAUCUUAAAGCUGCCUCGAUACGCUUUGAAUGGAAGAUGA
This is a messenger RNA of Drepanopeziza brunnea f. sp. 'multigermtubi' MB_m1, 1770 nucleotides long. Lineage: Eukaryota; Fungi; Ascomycota; Leotiomycetes; Helotiales; Drepanopezizaceae. The record is from RefSeq and is a predicted model, not a curated record.